CUUGGAUCAAACCGGUUUCUCGAACUUACCACUAUGAAAGACUUCCAUAUACCAUGGAGUUUAUACUAUCCUCUCACAUGUUAAAUAGACUAACCAUUCUCUUGUUGGCAGUAUUCAAAAUAUCUAAGGUUUAUGCAUUGAAUGGUUCACUAUAAAUUCAGAUCAUCUUCAUUUGAAAGAGCACCACUUCCUCAAGGUAGAGAUGGCCAUUGGGCAAUUUUCUUGUACUUACACAGAGGAUUAUAUAGAAUGGGAUGUAAGUUCCUCUUCCAACUUCUGUUACUCACUCAACUCGACACCUCAAACGAAAGAGUUCGAGUUUCAAAUGAGCUCGGUUUCUCUCGAAAGAGAAACCGCCAUUUCCCACGCUGAUGAGCUUUUUUACAAUGGAAAACUUCUUCCCCUUCAACUCCCACGUCGUGCUCAAAACUCCAAUGCUCACCAUGAAACCGAACCUCGCUCCAGCUCCUCUGCUAACGCAAGCAUUUACACCCUUCACGAUUCCUUUAAUUUUCCUCCUGCCGAGUCUUGCAGGUUCGGUUUUGAGCUAAAACCCGCCCAGCAUUGGACAAAUACUGAAAUGGGAGGCCACCAAAAUCCUAGACAGAUUAGGCAGUCUGCGUUGUUUCGGAAACUUAAGGCCUCGCGAGCGUAUAUCAGGUCCCUCUUCAAUAAGUCUGCCUGCACGGAUGAGUCCUGCGCAAAAUUAUCCGAAAAUAGGACAAAAAGAAAUGAAUUAGGCUUUGAAAGAGACCAUUUUAGAGCUACAUUAUUUGACAAAGAUAGAAGCCAGAGGAGAGCCUCAUUCUCUGCUAAACCUUCCUGUCCAGCCUCGGAAUCUUCCUCCGGUUCUUCAUCACUGUCUUCUUCUUUAAACUCGAGUGGCACGCUGGAUCCACAAAUACUGAAGAGAUGCAACAGUGUGAGCUCGGAGAUGGCACGUUCCAUCGAAGGAGCUAUAGCUCACUGUAAGCAUUCUCAGUUUCUAUAAUAUCACUCAACAAAAACCAAAACCGAAGCACGAGAUAUGGCAACUCCUUCUCCGCCGAGCAAGAAUCACCGAAGUAAUGAACAUAAGGGGAAAACCGAAAUGAACGGUUAAAGCUCGAGACUAUCUAGUUUGUUUUCUGGAUGUAAUGGUGUUGCUUUUAUAGCUAGCAGUAGGAAGUAAAAGCUUUUCAGUUAUUUCAGUUAAGGGUUA
Messenger RNA from Cucurbita maxima (winter squash), 1201 nucleotides. RefSeq names its product probable membrane-associated kinase regulator 4. The transcript has a single exon. The record is from RefSeq and is a predicted model, not a curated record. Gene Ontology annotation, cellular component: plasma membrane. Bases 203 to 991 code for a protein of 262 amino acids. Gene Ontology annotation, molecular function: kinase inhibitor activity. Lineage: Eukaryota; Viridiplantae; Streptophyta; Magnoliopsida; Cucurbitales; Cucurbitaceae.